GCUCGUGAGUGCAGUUCGGGCUGUUGUCCAGGCGGCUGCGCACGCUGCCGUACCGGCCGCAGUAUAUAAAGGCGGUCACGGUUAGAGACCACAACAGUGAAGUCGCUCAACGCGUAAUAACGUAUAUCACCCUGAAGUAGUCACACACUCCUUUUCACCGCCGGCAUCCGCGUCCCCUCAGUAGCUGGAGGAGAGGGGGGUCCAGCGCGGGGUGACACAGCGAGGAGCGACCAGCAUGGACCCCCAAGCGAAAGAUCGCACCAGCCCGGCGGCGGGGGGCUUCAGCAGUCGCCCGGCCUCUCUUGGAGCCGACGGGGGUGACUCUGAGUCCGGAGCCGGCUCGGAAGAGGCUGCCGUGGGCUGCUGCAGCGAUACGUUCAGCAGCCUGCCCGACAUGGAGCAGGAGACUCUGGAGGAGAAAUUAAGGGGACUGGCGUUCAGAAAACAGACGUCGUAUCGGAAAGCGAUCUCCCGCUCAGGCCUCCAUUACCUCGGCCCACCUCAGCCCUCGCUUCCUCCUGCGUCCAAUGGCCCCAGCAAGGAGCUACGCACCUGCGUGGACUGGACGGAGAACGCAGUGAACGGGGAUCACCUGUGGAUGGAGACGAGCUGCUCGGGAGAGCUCUGUUAUCUCGGAGAGGACGCCUGCCUGCUGAAGACAGCUAAGUCGGCCCCCAGGAGGAAAUGUGCAGCCUGUAAGAUCGUUGUUCACACCGGCUGCAUGGAGCAACUAGAAAAGAUAAACUUCCGGUGUAAGCCGACCUUCAGAGAGGGAGGAUCCCGAUCACUCCGAGAUAACGUCCUCAGACAUCACUGGGUCCACAGGCGACGACAAGAGGGGAAAUGCAGACAGUGUGGCAAGAGUUUUCAGCAGAAGUUCUUCCACAGUAAAGAAAUCAUCGCAAUAAGUUGUUCAUGGUGCAAACAGGCCUUCCACAACAAGGUGACGUGUUUCAUGCUACACCAGAUAGAGGAGCCCUGUUCACUGGGGGCCCACGCCGGCGUCAUAGUACCACCCUCCUGGAUCAUCAAAGUCAGAAAACCACAGAGCUCCCUAAAGAACUCUGCCAGAAGAAAAAAGCGGACAUCUUUCAAACGAAGGACAAGCAAGAAGGGAUUAGAUGAGUCUAAAUGGCGUCCGUUCAUGUUGAAGCCUCUCCCGUCUCCUCUCAUGAAGCCCAUCUUGGUUUUUGUGAAUCCAAAGAGUGGAGGCAACCAGGGUGCCAAAGUGUUACAGAUGUUUAUGUGGAUUUUGAACCCUCGUCAAGUCUUCGACCUUUCGCAGGGUGGACUGCGCGAGGCGUUGGAGUUGUAUCGUAAAGUGCCAAAUCUGAGGAUCCUUGCCUGCGGAGGUGACGGCACGGUGGGGUGGAUCCUGUCUGCUCUCGAUGAGCUGCAGAUGAAUCCCCAGCCUCCAGUCGCUGUGCUUCCUCUGGGAACAGGAAAUGACCUCGCCAGGACGCUCAACUGGGGUGGGGGCUACACGGAUGAGCCGGUGUCCAAGGUUUUGUGUCAUGUGGAGGAUGGUUCGGUAGUGCAGCUGGACAGGUGGAACCUCUUAGUAGAGAAGAGCUCUACUCAGCCAGAGGAGGGCACACAGAAGCUGCCCUUGAAUGUGUUCAACAACUACUUCAGCCUUGGCUUCGACGCACACGUCACCCUCGAGUUCCACGAGUCCAGAGAGGCCAACCCAGAAAAGUUUAACAGUCGCUUCCGCAACAAGAUGUUCUAUGCAGGAGCUGCGUUCUCAGAUUUCCUCCAGAGGAGCUCCAGGGAUUUGUCCAAGCACGUCAGAGUGGUGUGUGAUGGUACAGAUCUAACUCCCAAGAUCCAGGAGCUGAAAUUCCAGUGCAUAGUGUUUCUAAACAUUCCCAGGUACUGUGCUGGCACCAUGCCGUGGGGAAACACAGGAGACCAUCGAGACUUUGAACCUCAGCGGCACGACGACGGCUGCAUCGAGGUUAUCGGCUUCACCAUGGCCUCGCUGGCAGCGCUGCAGGUUGGAGGUCAUGGAGAGAGACUUCACCAGUGCAGAGAAGUUGUCCUCACUACCUACAAGACCGUACCUGUUCAGGUGGAUGGUGAGCCAUGUCGACUGGCUCCAUCAACUCUCCGCAUCUCCCUUCGAAAUCAGGCCAACAUGGUCCAGAAGAGCAAGAGACGCACCUCUGUGCCCCUGCUCAACGAUAUUCAGAAGGUGUGUGCAGCUGAUCUGCGCCGCCUCUCUGCUCCCCCCGACUCCUUCUCUGUUCCUCACGCAGUUCCAGAUCGUCUGCGUCUCCGAGUGAACCGGAUCAGCCUCCAGGAGUACGACAGGCUGCAGUAUGACAAAGAGCGGCUACGAGACAUAUCCAUCCCUGUUGGCAUAGUGGUGGUGAGGGGGGACUGUGACCUGGAGACAUGCAGACUUUAUAUUGACAGAUUACAAGAGGAUUUACACCAGGCGCCAUCUACUGGCCACAGAGUGCACUACCAGGAUGAAAGCAGAGGUGUCCCCCGGACCAGUUCAACCAGCAGACUGUCUCCCAACUGGAGCUUCUUGGAUUCCACAUCAGCCGACCGCUUUUAUCGCAUCGACAAGGCUCAGGAGCAUCUCCACUUUGUGACAGAAAUCUGUCAGGAUGAGGUGUUCAUCCUGGACCAUGAAGCACCAGUGGUGAACCAGGGCUCGUCCACGGGGAUGCCUGAUCUGGUGGUGGAGCCCACCGCUGGUGUGCCGCUGACAUCAGACGAGCAAGCUCUGCUGACGGCUGCCAGCUCCGGGGAUCUUUCUACGCUCUCGGAGUGUGUGCAUCGAGGCGUCAGCUUGUUGGUCAGAGACUCCGGAGGUCGUUCGGCGUUACAUUUAGCCGCCCAGAACGGACGCACAGACCUGGUCCGCUACAUAUUACAACAAGGCUCAAAGGUUCUUCUGGAUCUAACGGACACAGAGAAAGGUGACACUGCAUUGCACAAAGCAGCCUCAGAGAAGCAGCACGCAGUAUGUCGACUUCUGGUGGAGGCCGGGGCAUCGCUAGAGAAGACCAAUUUCCAGGGGAAGACGCCGGCAGACCAAGCGGAGGGAAACUCGGAGCUCGCCGCCUACCUGAGCUCGUCGUCUGCGAGCCACGAAGACCUGGAGACGGCCGUCUGAGGCGCGCUUGUGUACACGCACGCACACUCUGUGUCUCUCUGGACUGUGCGCACACUCCACGUGGAGAGGAAAACGUUUGGAUUUGACUCUUCAGACGGAGCAAUCAAGAGACAAACCAGAGGAGAUGAACUACUUCAGCUCGCAGCAGCACUGCAGAGGAGAUUUUACU
This is a messenger RNA of Archocentrus centrarchus (flier cichlid), 3302 nucleotides long. It is a transcript of the gene dgki, whose product is annotated as diacylglycerol kinase, iota. Gene Ontology annotation, biological process: phospholipase C-activating G protein-coupled receptor signaling pathway. Gene Ontology annotation, molecular function: ATP-dependent diacylglycerol kinase activity; protein binding. NCBI's taxonomy places the organism in Eukaryota, Metazoa, Chordata, Actinopteri, Cichliformes, Cichlidae. The coding region runs from base 236 to 3133 and encodes 965 amino acids. The transcript is spliced from 34 exons. The record is from RefSeq and is a predicted model, not a curated record. Gene Ontology annotation, cellular component: plasma membrane; glutamatergic synapse.